This is a messenger RNA of Amblyraja radiata (thorny skate), 2631 nucleotides long. It is a transcript of the gene sephs1, whose product is annotated as selenophosphate synthetase 1. Bases 292 to 1470 code for a protein of 392 amino acids. Gene Ontology annotation, cellular component: cytoplasm. Gene Ontology annotation, molecular function: selenide, water dikinase activity; ATP binding. The transcript has 8 exons. NCBI's taxonomy places the organism in Eukaryota, Metazoa, Chordata, Chondrichthyes, Rajiformes, Rajidae. Gene Ontology annotation, biological process: L-selenocysteine biosynthetic process. The record is from RefSeq and is a predicted model, not a curated record.
GUUUCUCCGGCGGGCGGGAGGGAGGCGGCGAGCGGCGCCAUCGAGAGGGUUAAUAAUUUUAAACCAGCGCCGCUGCCACCUCACACACACCCCCCCCCUCCCUCCCUCCCCUCCCCGCCAAAUGUCUCUGUCCCCACACAGGGUCGGCGGAGACCAGCGCCGCGCCGCAGCCGUCUGCUUUUGAAAAAAAAAAAAAAUUUAAAUAAAAAGUGUUGAGGAGGAGGAGGGAUUCGGUUUUGUGCAGCAGAGGGAGCGCCGCCAACCUCCCCCCCCCCCCCCCCCCCCCUCACCAUGUCGGUGAGGGAGACGUUCAACCCCGAGAGCUACGAGUUGGACAAGCACUUUCGGCUGAGCCGCUUCGCCGAGCUGCGGGGCACGGGCUGCAAAGUGCCGCAGGAUGUGCUGCACAAGCUGCUGGAGGCCCUGCACGACAACCACUACCAGGACGACGAGCAGUUCCUCGGCGCCGUCAUGCCCCGGCUGGGUAUUGGGAUGGAUACGUGCGUUAUUCCCUUAAGACACGGUGGACUAUCUCUGGUUCAGACGACUGAUUAUUUUUAUCCUAUUGUUGAUGAUCCUUAUAUGAUGGGUCGUAUUGCUUGUGCCAAUGUUCUAAGUGAUCUUUAUGCCAUGGGUGUCACAGAGUGUGACAAUAUGUUGAUGCUGCUUGGAGUCAGCAAUAAAAUGACAGAUAAGGAACGGGACAAAGUAAUGCCACUAAUAAUACAGGGUUUUAAAGAUGCGGCAGAUGAAGCGGGUACAUCGGUUACUGGAGGACAAACAGUAUUAAACCCUUGGAUCAUUUUAGGUGGUGUAGCCACUACAGUCUGCCAGCCGAAUGAAUUCAUCAUGCCAGACAAUGCAGUACCGGGCGAUGUAUUGGUAUUGACAAAACCACUUGGGACUCAAGUAGCCGUGGCUGUGCACCAGUGGCUCGAUAUUCCAGAGAAAUGGAAUAAGAUUAAGCUUGUUGUAACUCAAGAGGAUGUGGAAUUGGCUUACCAAGAAGCCAUGAUGAACAUGGCACGACUGAACAGAACUGCCGCUGGCCUUAUGCACACCUUCAAUGCACAUGCAGCGACGGAUAUCACAGGCUUUGGGAUCCUUGGACAUGCUCAGAACCUGGCAAAACAGCAGCGGAACGAAGUGUCAUUUGUCAUCCAUAACCUGCCCGUCCUUGCUAAAAUGGCAGCUGUGAGCAAAGCAUGUGGAAAUAUGUUUGGCUUGAUGCAUGGCACUUGCCCUGAAACAUCAGGUGGCCUUUUGAUUUGCCUUCCUCGAGAACAAGCAGCUCGGUUCUGUGCAGAAAUAAAAUCGCCCAAGUACGGAGAGGGUUAUCAGGCCUGGAUUAUUGGCAUUGUGGAGAAGGGCAAUCGCACCGCCAGGAUCAUAGAUAAACCGCGGAUCAUUGAAGUGGCUCCGACAGUCGCAACGCAAAACGUCAACCCCACCCCUGGUGCCACAUCUUAAAACAAACGCAAGCGCCCAGAAAACGUGACAUUUCUUGCAGUUCUGAUGCCACCCCAAACAACUUUGUAAAUUUAACACGCCUGCCGAGUUUCGGCCUUCUGGCAGAGGGUGCGUGGGUAUAAAUCAAAUCCAUUGCCUUGUUUUUCUGUUACAUUAACUGAAGAUGCACCUAAUACUAAGGCAGCUUCUGAGUCGAGAAUCUAUUAUCCAAUACUGUUGAUUCAUUUUGAAUCUAUAGACACUUACUGUCUGUGCCACAUAGGCGGCUGUCUGUCUUUGACGUGCUUCAUUUAGAGCACACCUUACCAACAGCAGUGGAGCACUAUUUCAUUUGUCUUGGUCAAUAUAUUAUGGAAAAACGACCUGUCUGCAAUUCUGUUGCCUUGAAAGCUUUUCGGAGAAAGUGGCAGAAUGGGAAUGCAGCAGUCUGCAUGAUUUCAUUUGCUCUUUGAUUUGUAAUGUUUAUUUACACAGUUUAAGAUGUAAUGUUAGUGUUGACUUUACUCGGUCGCGCUCUCCCUCCCUCUCUCGCUCUCUCUCUCUCUCUCUCUCACUCUGUGUAAAAACAACCAUGUCCUUCCUCUGUGGUAUAUUCGCUUGACCAGCACUUCACUCUGAAGAGAAGUAUUUCUUUCCAAUUAGGCAAAUCUUCAAACAAUAAUGUUAUCAUGAUAUAUUUUCCACCCAUUACUUUGUAGCAGACACAGGUUGAUGUGCUAGUUGACACUGCGGCUCCCGGGUUCAUCAUGCAGAACGUGUUGCAGACCAAAAGAAAGUUACUGUAAAGAUUGAAGCUCAGAUUGAACUACAUUAUGACUUUUUUUUAAAUAAUAAUCAAUUAUGUUGACAAUAUGUGCUGUGGUUAUUAGUGUUUAAUACAUUUUAUAUUUUGUAAAGUGAUAUCUGCAUCUGCUUUUCUAUAAAUGCAACUAAUCUUUAGCAUAAAACUUAGUUUUUAUUUUUUUAAUUAUUCUCUAUUGAUUCCCUGCUACUCUGUUAAAUCUGAUUAAUAUUGCUGACGUCGUAUCUUGGACUUGCAUAUUCUAAUGAAUAUUUAAAGUUUUCUCUUUCCCUCUCCUCCACCAUGUAUGUUAUUUUGUGAGCACAUGCCUUGUUUCUGUAUAAUAUGUUGAAAGUGUAUUAAGACUGAGAUUUUUGUUA